AUGCUGCUUUUCAUACUCGGUUUUGCACCUUCUUGCCUCGAAGCAGUAACCAAUUCAUCUCCCUUCUCGAAUCGCCCUCGUGCAGCUAUCCUCGUGUACCGAGUCUUCAACAACUACCGCAAAUUACCAAUCAAGGUGCUUCAUGCGGUUCUACACAUUCUUGCCUUUCUCUUCUCCGUUAUCGGCAUCCGCGCCGUGUUCGAAAUGCACGACAUCUUCAACAUUCCACAUCUGUACAGUCUGCACAGUUGGCUUGGAAUCUGCACCGUCGCUCUUUUCGACAUACAAUGGAUUGGCGGCCUCAUUUCUUUCCUUCUUCCUCAAAUCCCCCAAAGAGUGAGGGCGAAAGUCUUGCCUAUCCACGUUGCAUCUGGCAGCUUCCUAUUUCUCUUGGUCGUUGCCGUGUGUGUCUCCGGUAUCACAGAGAAAAACUUUUUCGAAAAACAAUACAGCCUAUUUCUUCCUCGGGAGAUGAUUGGAAAUGCCCUCGGUGUCUGCAUCGUGUUGUUCGGUUAUCUAGUCUAUUUCCUGAUCACACAUCCGAAUUAUCGUCGAGUUGAAGAGGUCUCUCCUGAACAUCGUGCUCUGAACGAAUAA
This is a messenger RNA of Dicrocoelium dendriticum, 597 nucleotides long. The record is from the annotation of a GenBank genome assembly. NCBI's taxonomy places the organism in Eukaryota, Metazoa, Platyhelminthes, Trematoda, Plagiorchiida, Dicrocoeliidae.